AUGGAGUCAUUUGCGAACCCGUCGUGUCCUCCGCUGUUCUCUGGGAGUGACUGGCCGUUUUGGAAGUCUCGGAUGAAAACAUUUCUUGAAGCUCAAAGGUAUGCGAUAUGGCAAAUUGUUGUGCGAGAUUUUGCAAUACCUGCUCGUGUUGGUCCUAAGAAUAUAGUUGAUGUUGAAAAUAAUUCCAAACCUAUUAACAUUCUCUUGUCGGGUUUGGAUAGGAGAGAGCAUGAGCGUGUUGGACACCUAGACACAGCCCACAAAAUUUGGUCCACUCUCAUCACUUACCACGAGGGCACUAGUGAGAUUAAGACAGCUCGUCAGGACAUUUACAAAGCCGAGUACAACAAAUUUGAGCAGUUACCUGGUGAGUCUCUAGAGGACAUGUUUGGUAGGUUUGAGGUCAUAGUUGGGAAAUUGAGGGGUGUCGGGGUUGUGUACACUGAUCCUGAGAAAGCUAGACACAUCCUAAACUCUCUUGACCCAAUCUAUGAGAUGAGAAAGAUCGCGAUUCAAGAGUCCCAUAAACCCGAUGAGUUCAGUGUAGACAUGUUGUUCUCCAAUCUUAAAACUCACCAAAUAGCCAGUGAAGGUAGAAACCCACCUAGGAACAGGACUCCUGCACUAGUUGGUAGUGAAUGCCAAACUGCACAUGGUCCCUCUAGUGUUUCUGAGUCUGGCAGUGGUCCUUCUUCUGGUUUUUCACUUGCUUGUUUGGUUUCAGUCUCUGAUGAACAACUUGAAUCUUUGCCUGAGGAUGAUCUUGCUCUUUUUGGGCACUACAGGUCUGAUUGUCCAAAUUUCAAAGAUUAUGGUGAAAAUAGUGGUGGCAAGAACAACUAUAGCAAGAAGAAAUCGUUCUCUCGUCAUGAAACCAAGUUCCGGCCAAAGGCUGAGAAGCAUCUUCAAAAGAUGGUUGCUGCAAUCGCUUCGGGUCUACAAUCUGCAGUAGAUUUAAGUGACAUCGACUCUGACCAGAGUGGUGAGGAUGAUCCUCCUUCUCCCAAAGGGAAGGAUACAAAGAAAAAGGCGGCUGAUCGGCUCACCGGCAUGUGUUUUAUGGCUCAUGAGGCUAUUGAGGAGAACGACAACACGGAUGAGGAUGCUACUGCUAGUGUGCCUUCUCAUAAUAUUGAUGAUUGUGCUGGAUGUGAUGUGUUGCGUGCUGAAUUAGAACUUGCUAGGAAUACUCAUGCUAGUAUGUCACAGCUGCUUGAAUCUGCUAGCAAUGAACUUGCUGAUGUUAAGUUGAGCCCUUGCUCCCUUUGUGUUGAAAAUACACCUAUGUAUGUUCCUAAAGUUCCAGACUGUGCCUGCCCAAACUGUGAUAAAUUAAAUGCUAGAAUUAAGAAUCUUGAACAAACACUUUUUGAUGCAGAGAAUCCUCCUUCUUGUUUGAAGUGCAAAUACUUUGAUGAUAGGGUUAAAAAGUUGAAUCAAAUGAUCCUAGAUGUGCGUGCUCCUGGAAAUUGUGUAAAUUGUCCUAAACUCGAAGAAGAAGUUGAGGAACUAGGAGCUCAUCUCAGUGAACUCUAUAAGAAAUAUGAUCUUGUUAAAGCUUCAAAUUCAAAAAAACCUAAUGAUUCUUGUGAUGCUUCUUCUAGUUCUGUUACUACUUGUACUUUCUGUACCAUACUUGAGAAUGAUCUUGUUGCAAUGCAUGAAGCAUUUCGGGUCAGGUUUGGCAAGGGUGUAGCAAAUCCUGUGAGUGUAGAUUGUGUCUCUUGUGAGGGAUUAAAACUUGAGAUUCAGGCCUACAAGGAUAGAUAUGGGAGAGCUGUGAGGGUGUCCUCCUUAAAAGAGUGUCUAUCGUGUGCUUCCUAUGCAAAAGAAGUAGCUUACCUCAAGACGACCCUAGAAAAGCUCUCAAGUGGUGAGAAAAGAUUAAACAUGAUUUUAGAUAAGUCAAAGGUUGGUUGUGAGGGUUUGGCGAACAAGUGGCUUAUUGACUCUGGGUGUUCACGCCACAUGACUGGUGAUACCAAAUGGUUCGCCUCCCUCUGCAAAGCGUCUGGUGAUGAAAAGAUCACUUUUGGGAAUGAUGCACAGGGUUGCAUUGUGGCCAAAGGAACAGUGCGAGUCAAUGAGAACUGUCUUCUCAAAGAUGUAGCCCUUGUAAGUAAGUUGAGUUAUAAUUUGAUUUCAGUUUCACAGCUUCUUGAUGAGGGUUUUGAGGUUCGUUUCAAGAAAUCUGCUUCUCGUGUUCUUGACUCUACUGGUGAUCUUGUCUUUGGUAUUUCCCGUGUUGGUAAAAUCUUUGGUGCUGAUUUUGGAGUGCUUUUGUCCUCUGGUCCAUGA
Molecule: messenger RNA, 2298 nt
Organism: Aegilops tauschii subsp. strangulata
Lineage: Eukaryota; Viridiplantae; Streptophyta; Magnoliopsida; Poales; Poaceae
Source: RefSeq, a predicted model, not a curated record